AUGCAACAGAAAAGUCGCAAGGAAUUUCUCUCGUGUGUGGAUGUGACGGCCGUUCGCUCGUUCGGAUCGGUCGUCGUUAAUAGUCGUGCAGAGACCCCCUCCGAAAAUGGGUCUUUGAAAAAAACAGGUUGGGAGGAGGGAAAUGCGAGCAGCCGAGAGAGAGAGAAGAGGAAGAAAAAAAAAAAGUCGCACGCUGUGACCAGUACAGAAAAAAUGCCGUGGCGGAUGUUAUGUAGGGGCGUGGGCGUGGGGGAGGUACCUAAUGGAAGGUAUGGCAAAGGUAUGUGGCGGGCUCCUUGCGGGAUGGGCGCAAGCGGGCUGGAUCUUCUUCUUCUUCUUCGUCUUCGUCUUCUGCCUCUCAACUUCUCUAUUGUUUUGCUUGGCUUGGCCCUUGGGGCUCGUUCGCUCGUUUCUCCGCCGAAGACGCCAAGGUCACCCAGUUAG
Molecule: messenger RNA, 444 nt
Organism: Colletotrichum tamarilloi
Lineage: Eukaryota; Fungi; Ascomycota; Sordariomycetes; Glomerellales; Glomerellaceae
Exons: 3
Coding region: 1-444 (147 amino acids)
Source: RefSeq, a predicted model, not a curated record